Phacochoerus africanus (Common warthog) is the source of this 470-nucleotide messenger RNA. It is a transcript of the gene RPL39, whose product is annotated as ribosomal protein L39. The record is from RefSeq and is a predicted model, not a curated record. Lineage: Eukaryota; Metazoa; Chordata; Mammalia; Artiodactyla; Suidae. Gene Ontology annotation, cellular component: cytosolic large ribosomal subunit; ribosome. Gene Ontology annotation, molecular function: structural constituent of ribosome. The transcript is spliced from 3 exons. Gene Ontology annotation, biological process: translation. Bases 129 to 284 code for a protein of 51 amino acids.
GUGGUCACGCACGACGUCACCUCCCUAAGCCCCGCCCCCGACGGCGCCUUCUAAACGCGUCCUUCCGUCUGCUUCCUUCUCUCUGCUCUUCUCCGCCGUCCUGUGUGCGGUUGAAUUAGUCCUUCGCCAUGUCUUCUCACAAGACUUUCAGGAUCAAGCGAUUCUUGGCCAAGAAGCAAAAGCAGAAUCGUCCCAUCCCCCAAUGGAUUCGGAUGAAAACUGGCAAUAAAAUCAGGUACAACUCGAAGAGAAGACAUUGGAGAAGAACCAAGCUGGGUCUCUAAGGAGCCUCCACAUGUGAGGUGGUGCACAUAUUGAUGCUGUGUGGCAGUUAUUUCCUUGCAUCUUACCAUAUCACUGAAAACGGCACGGCCACCGUUGGAUAUAUCUGGAAAUGGGUUCUCUUUAUGUUGUUGUUUCUGUAUAGCGCUUUGCCUCAGUAAUAAACAUGUGAAGGCCUCUCCUUGGAA